Beta vulgaris subsp. vulgaris (sugar beet) is the source of this 2300-nucleotide messenger RNA. RefSeq lists its product as uncharacterized. The transcript is spliced from 5 exons. The coding region runs from base 1170 to 2300 and encodes 376 amino acids. The record is from RefSeq and is a predicted model, not a curated record. Lineage: Eukaryota; Viridiplantae; Streptophyta; Magnoliopsida; Caryophyllales; Amaranthaceae.
UAUAAGGAGAGAGAAAGUAAAGAAAAAGAAAAAGAAAAAAAUGGUAGCCAAAAGAAAAGAAAAGAAAAGGGGGUGUUGUACUGCAUUAUACACUCCAAAACCACGAGUCACGACCAUCUUCUGCUCCUCAAACAAACAAAAAAAAACUUUCUUGAACCUUCAACACCAUUAAAGCUAAUAUAAUUUGCCAUCAACCACCAUCAUACACCAACCGUGAAACAUCAAUCUUCAAUAGUUCUCAAUUUUUGUGGGUUUUUCAAAGAGGAUAAAUUAUUCUUGAACUUGCGGUUUUAAUUUUGGGUCGUGAAUCGGAUUGAAGUGGAGAUUUCGGGUUCUUUUAUAGUGUAAUUUCGCUCUCAUUACUUCCCCUAAUCACGCAUCCAUCUUCAACAUCUCCGGUUUUGUGGGUAUUUCAAAGAGGAAAAAAAAAUCGGAUUUAUAGGCUUGGGUUUUCGGUCGAAAAUCGAAUCAAAGUAGAGAUUUUUGGGUCUGUUAUUGUGCAAUUUUAUCUUCUCGAUUCAAAUCACGGGUUUGUAGAGGAAUCUUUUUGACUUAAGAUUGAGGUUUGUUAACUGUGGUUGCUGAUAAGGGACUUGAAGAUAGUUAGCUCCAGUUGGGUUAAAGAGUGCGUUGGAUCUCUUUCAAUUUAAUAAGACUCUAAAAAGACUUCUGUUGUUAUCUAUUUAACUAUAAGAUUUAUGUUCUGGUUUGUAAUAAUUAUUUUACAUUCUAUUUAGUUGGUGUGUAAUAAUUAGUUAAAACUUAUUGGUUAUUGUUUUAGUUAGAACCAUUAGCCUUGCGGUUAUUAUUAACAAUUAUCGCGGCGUAGCACCUUUGGAUGUUCGAGCUUAUUUAUAUUAAGUUGAUUUUAGAAGUAUUGGAAAUUCAGGGUUGUUACAGUUGGUAUCAGAGCUUUAGGUUAUUAAGAUUCUUUUACGACGACUUUAAACAAGAGUAGGUAAAUAAACUUAUUAAAAUUGAAAAGCCGUUGUGAGGAAGUGUUAUGGGAAGGCAAGGAAUUAUACUAUUAUGAGUUGAUGAUAUAUACUUCUCUUUUCAUGUUCUUGCUUGAUUUAUUUAUAUUUAUUUUCUUUCCCUUCUUUUGUUAAGAAUUAUUUGGUAAAGGUGUAUCAUUUUUGGUUUAUCUUUGUUUCUAUUGUGCUUUUAAGAUGAUGCGUAGACACGCGCGUGCCAAAAACUCAAGCUCGAAUCGUAUGAUGCGCGAGAUAACUCAAUCCACUCGAGCCUUAACUGAUGCUAUGGAGAAACUUGCUGAGGCUCAAGCUGUUGCUCUUAAUACUCCUGUUACUCCUGCUGCUGGCAAUGGUAGUUCAAAAACUACUGUGAUUUCUCAAACAAUUGACCAGAAGAAACCUUCUUCUUUUGAUGGUAAGGGUGACCCUACCAAGAUGGAGAACUGGAUUAGAGAAUUUGACAAAAAUUUUACCAUUCUCCAAGUCCCGAAUAAGAUGAGGGUUGAUUUUGCUGCCUAUUAUCUAGUUGAGGAUGCUGAUAUUUGGUGGAUUCACAACAAGUUUGAUCUGACUACUAGGGUGAUUAUGGAUGAGGAAGGAGAAGAGCUCAUGGAAGAGAGAGAGUCAUGGAAGAGGACGAAAUUUAAUGAUCUUGUACAGGGAGAUAUGACCGUUCAUGAGUUCUAUGUGAAAUUUCAAGAGUUGGCUCGUUUUGCUAAGGGGUUAGUUCCUGAUGAACAGGAGAGAGAGGUGAAAUUCGAGGAGAAGUUAGACCCCGAUCUUCAUUCUAGGAUGGGAGCUGGUGAGUAUACUACAGUGAAGGAGGUGUACACUCGUGCUUGUAAUGCUGAGAGGAUUGAGGAAAAGAGAGUAGCUGCAAAGAAGUUGAAAUCCACUCCAGCAGGGUCUAUUCAGGCAACAGAAAAGGUUGAUACAUCUGGUUCCACUGAUUACAACAAAGGUAGAGGGGGUCUCGAUAAAAAUCAAAACUUUGGGAACCGUGAUUCUGGUGGUAACUAUAACAAGGGAGGUUCCAUUCAGCAUGAGAACCACCCUGGCAAGGAUUGUGAUGGUAAUUUGGUGGAGUGUAAUCACUAUGAGAGGAAAGGGCAUCAUACUUAUGAAUGUUUUAGUAAUCAUAGAUCGAGGAACUUCAUGCCUGAGAUGAGUUCGAGGAAUGGGGCACAAGCAGAUACGAGACCCCAGAAUGGUAACAACAGUCGUCUUGCUCUUUCUACACCAGGGAACGCUGCACCUAAUCACAAUGGAGGGACUGCAAAUGCUACUCAGACACAUAAAGGUGAUACGAGGAGGAACACUGGAUAG